CAAAUACAACGCCUAACGGAAAAGGGAAAAAUAGCAAUCCAUCUUCUCCCUGUCUUCUGGUUUCUGGGGGGAGUGGGAUCUCUCUUCUGAGUUUCUCUAUUCCUAUCUCUCUCCGCUGUAUACAUAUAUAGAAUAGGAAUAGAAUCAAAAUCCCAGAGAAUAAUAUAAUUGGUGAGGGUGGGAAGUGGAACCCAACUCAACUGGAAACUGAAUGGUGAUGGCGAAGAAGCCCCAGAGCCACUCCCACUCGCUGAUGAUGAUUUCUUCCCCACUCUCCCUUUUCUUCCCAAGAGGCGGAGACAGCCGUCUUUACUUCAUCGCCCUCCUCUCUCUCCUCUCUCUUCUCCUCCACCGUCUGUCUAUCUCAGCCGCCGCCUCCUCCUCCUCUUCCUCUCAACCCCACUUCGAAGGCUUCGACGCCGAUGAGGAUGACGACGAGCAGCUCUCGCUCGCUACCGACCUCCCUCUUCGCUCCCCUCCUCCUCCCACCACCCUCUCUUCUCCCUCUGACCCCACUGAAUCCCACCAUGGACCUCCCUCUCCGGAUCCCAAACCCAAGUCCUCCGACGACUCUUCUCCCAGCUCGGAUUUGAAACAGCCUGCUCCUCAAACCACCACCUCGUUUGAGUAUUACUGGGAUGAAGAUGAAUUCGAAGGGUUCCCCCAACAUUUCCCUUCUGAAAUACCUGAUGAAUCUAAGGACUCAGCCUCCGCCGCUGCCGGCUCCGAUCACAAACCGGAUUCCGGUUCACCCGAAUCCGAACCCAACGCCACUGUCACUCCUUCGAGAUCAAUCAAGUCAUUUACGGUUGAAAUUGUAUGUGGGUCGUUUUUAAUUGUGUUUAUUGUUAACUACUUUACUGGGAAAAAGGAGAAUGAGAAUAUAGCUCUAUCUUGGGUGAUGAAAUUUGCGUCCAAGGAUUCUAUUUUCGAUAAGAAUUUUAGCUUGUUAGGCAUUGGGGAGGCCGAUGAUUCGCCUUUGCUGCUUAAAGAAGGGCAGAGUGUGUUUAAAUUUUACGCGAGCGGCAGGAGAUUUUGCCAGGGAAUGUUGGCGACGUUGGAGUUGAAGAGCAGGCAUGAUUUGAUAUCGAGGUUGUAUAACAUGGUGGUGCCUUGUAAAGAUGAAAUCACUUUUGAGGUGUAUAUGAAUGAUGAUGCCAUGGAUCAAGUGGUGUUUGCUGUAGCGAGGAAGAAGCUGGCAAAAACAAUGCAAAAGGAGGAUAGGGAUUUGCAGAGGUUUGCGGGUUUGGUGGCACCUCCUAGCGGGAGGAAGUGGCUGGUUGAGGAGUUGGCUGUUGUAUCGGAGUCUAAGGAGGUUGCUGGGGAUUUGAUCACCGAGGCCGCCCUUGAUCAGGUAUUUGGUGAAAAAGCUUUUGACAAGUUUGGGAAGGGUUUCAUCUCACUGCAUUUCUCCGACCAACAUUUGGGUUCACACAAGAAGAUGCUGGUGUUCAAGUUUGCUUUGCCUGAUGCCAAAAAGAUGGCUGACAUGUCCCGAUUGGUGGCUCUUGUGCCUUAUUACAUCGACUUAAUUGGCCGGUACAAACUAAGCUCACAUGCUCGCUCAAAAACUGAAGCAGCCAGGUUAAAGGUGGCUCAAGAGAUAUACAAGGAACUUCAGAAUACCCGACAAGAAGCCUUGCAGAAAAAGAAAGCUGAUCAGAGGAAGAAGAUGGAGGAGGCUGAAGCCAAGCUUAGUGCUGAGGCUCUUCGCAAGAAAGAGGCGAAAGAGCGGGCUCGUCAGAUGAAAAAGGCCAUGCCAAAAAUGAAGAUGACCAGGGCUUAGCCGUAUGUUUGUAAGUUGCAUCUGUUGGCCAGGACGUCUGGAAAUCUUUGGGUCCUGUCAACGUUCUUUGUUUCGGAUUAUGUUAGUUGCAUUGACUCCUAUUUCCAAGGGGAGGACAAUAGUAGAUUGAAUGAUACUACUCCACGGUUCUGUACUUCGGUUUAGAUAGUGCGCAAAACUACCACACCUUUGUGGCCUUUACCGUAGCGUUGGUUUUGAUAAAGAAAUUGAUUAAUUGCUUCAAGGGACAAGACAAUUUUGCAAUUAAUCUGAAGAUCAGUUCCAUUGAGACGGUUUUUUGGGGUUACCGGUUAGGGAGUUGGCAUGUUUUUAUAUGUAUAAUAGCCAAUAGGUUGUGUAAUAGGUUUAUACAAUGGUAAUAAGAAGCUUCAUGACAA
This is a messenger RNA of Coffea arabica (coffee), 2184 nucleotides long. RefSeq lists its product as uncharacterized. Gene Ontology annotation, cellular component: endoplasmic reticulum. The record is from RefSeq and is a predicted model, not a curated record. Gene Ontology annotation, molecular function: calcium ion binding. Gene Ontology annotation, biological process: endoplasmic reticulum calcium ion homeostasis. Lineage: Eukaryota; Viridiplantae; Streptophyta; Magnoliopsida; Gentianales; Rubiaceae.